Messenger RNA from Fundulus heteroclitus (mummichog), 2143 nucleotides. RefSeq names its product cytochrome P450 2J6-like. Gene Ontology annotation, biological process: xenobiotic metabolic process. The record is from RefSeq and is marked provisional. NCBI's taxonomy places the organism in Eukaryota, Metazoa, Chordata, Actinopteri, Cyprinodontiformes, Fundulidae. Gene Ontology annotation, molecular function: iron ion binding; heme binding; oxidoreductase activity, acting on paired donors, with incorporation or reduction of molecular oxygen, reduced flavin or flavoprotein as one donor, and incorporation of one atom of oxygen. Gene Ontology annotation, cellular component: intracellular membrane-bounded organelle; cytoplasm.
GAAGCAGCAAGUUGAAAAACUAUAUAGGCACAGGCAUUAUUCUGCUGCUGCCUUUUUGGGUCUCUGACCAUGUGGCUUUAUAACUUUUUGCUGGUCUUAGACCUAAAGGCAAUUCUUCUGUUUAUUUUUUCCUUCCUUUUGAUCGCAGACUUCUUUAGGAACAGGAAACCAGCAAACUUUCCUCCAGGACCAAAGGCUCUCCCCUUUGUGGGGAACAUGUUAAAUCUGGACAGCCAACAUCCACACAUCUUUUUCAGCAAGUUGGCUGACAUCUACGGGAACGUCUUCAGCUUCCGCCUGGGCAAGGAAUCCAUGGUGGUCGUGAGCGGACACAAGUUGGUGAAAGAGGCCAUAGUGACACAAGGCGAGAACUUUGUGGAUCGACCGCCUAAUGCAAUCGCUGAAAGGUUUUACACUGAACCCUCAGGUGGUCUUUUUUUUAACAACGGAGAGAUAUGGAAAAGGCAGCGGCGUUUUGCUUUAUCUACUUUACGCACCUUUGGCCUGGGCAAAAACACGCUGGAGCUGAGCAUCUGUGAGGAGAUCCGACAUCUGCAGGAGGAAAUAGAGAAUGAGAAAGGUAAACCCUUCAGCCCAGCAGGCCUCUUCAACAAUGCUGUCUCUAACAUAAUUUGCCAGCUGGUUAUGGGGAGAAGAUUUGACUACCAUGACCAAAGCUUUCAGACCAUGCUGAAGUACAUGUCUGAAGCGCUUUGGCUGGAAGGGAGCAUAUGGGGUCAGCUUUAUCAGGCCUUUCCUCAAGUGAUGAAAUAUAUACCGGGUCCUCACAACAAACUCUUCAGCAAUUUUACUGCCAUAAAGGAGCUCCUGCAAGAGGAAAUAGAAAAGCACAAGAAGGAUCUGGAUCACAGCAAUCCCAGAGACUACAUUGACACCUUCCUCAUUAAAAUGGAGAACCACCAAGAAGCUGAGCUGGGAUUCACAGAACGUAAUCUGGCUUUCUGCUCUCUCGACCUCUUCCUCGCUGGAACAGAAACAACAGCCACCACACUGCUGUGGGCCUUGCUUUUCCUCAUAAAAUACCCUGAAGUCCAAGAGAAAGUCCAUGCAGAGAUCGACACAGUUAUUGGACAGACUCGCCUGCCCUCCAUGGCCGACAGGCCGAACCUGCCCUACACUGAUGCUGUGAUCCAUGAGAUCCAGAGGAUGUCAAACAUUGUUCCUCUGAAUGGACUCAGGGUUGCUUCCAAGGAUACAACUCUGGGUGGUUACUUCAUACCAAAGGGAACAGCGGUGAUGCCCAUGCUGACCUCUGUACUGUUUGACAAAACUGAGUGGGAGACUCCAGACACCUUCAAUCCUGGACACUUCCUGGAUGCUAAUGGGAAAUUUGUGAAGAAAGAAGCGUUCCUGCCCUUCUCUGCAGGGAAACGUGUGUGCCUCGGUGAAGGCCUCGCUAAGAUGGAGCUGUUCCUGUUUUUGGUCGCCUUGCUGCAGAAGUUCACGUUCUCUGCUCCUGAAGGAGUUGAGCUGAGCACUGAAGGAAUAACGGGGAUUACCCGUGUGCCUCACCCCUACAAGGUCUCUGCUAAGGCUCGCUGAGCUGUGGACAUCUCAAAAAAACAAGUUUGGCUCAAAAGAAGACCAGGCCACUGUUUGAUUGCAGCUUGUUAAGAAAACAUGUUGAUUGCUGAUAGAUGUGUGCAUUUAUUCUGAGUGAUCAUCGCUAACAACACAGCAUACUUUGCAUUAAUGACUCCAAACAGGACUGAGCAAGGAUUCUGCUUUUGCAACAUCUCCCUAAAAAUAAGUCCAAAGCUGAAAGCAAGUUUAACAAAAAAUAUUUGCUCCUUUUUAUUGAAGGGACUAAAGAGCGAAAUACUAAAACCUGGAAAUGUAUCUAUUUGGAAAUAUAUGGCCAUCUACUUUUUUUAUAAACACAGGGUUUAAACAGGUAAGUUGUAAUUUUGAGGAUUUUUUUAUAUUAUUAUUAUUAUUAUUAUUAUUAUUAUUAUUAAUCUUUUUUAUACAAGUUAGUCCCUUGAGACUCAGCGCCUCAUUGUAUAAGAGAAACUUGUUUAAACACAUAACAUAAAAUUACAACAAUUUACAACAGCAGUUAUAAAUUUGUCCCAACAUAUGGUUUAAAAUUUCAUGACAAAAUUAAAAUAUGCACAAAUGA